This is a messenger RNA of Gordionus sp. m RMFG-2023, 3690 nucleotides long. Its product is annotated as valine--tRNA ligase-like. The record is from RefSeq and is a predicted model, not a curated record. Gene Ontology annotation, cellular component: cytosol. The transcript is spliced from 13 exons. Lineage: Eukaryota; Metazoa; Nematomorpha; Gordioida; Chordodea; Parachordodidae. Gene Ontology annotation, molecular function: ATP binding; valine-tRNA ligase activity; aminoacyl-tRNA deacylase activity. Gene Ontology annotation, biological process: valyl-tRNA aminoacylation. The coding region runs from base 118 to 3690 and encodes 1190 amino acids.
GAAAUAAAAAUCAAUCCCCAAUUUUCAAACAGAUACAUGAAUUUAUAUCAAAGCUCUCUGAAAAUUUUGUCAAAUAAUCAAUUAAUGAAAAAGAUUUAAAGGCAGCAUAACAAAAGUAUGAAACAUCGAUUGAAUUCAGUGCGUGGGUUAGUAACUAAUAAAUUCUUCUACUCCAACACUCAUUGGAUGAAUAAAGUGGAAUCUAAUAGUCCAGUUCCUGCAACUUAUCGCGAAUUCUCUUUCGAGAAGAAAUUGAGUCCCCAAAUCUUAAACACCUUCAGCAUAAAUGUCGAAACAAAUCAAGCAUCAAAUACGGUUUAUAAAUCAACCACCAAUCCAAAAAAGUUGGCACUUAAUUUGAAUCUUCCCCCUUGCAUGGCUUCUACUUACGUUCCAGCUCAAAUAGAAGGGAUUGUCCAGCAAGCGUGGGAAGAAUGGUACCAAACUCACAAAGCCUUGACCAACUCUCAUUUGAACGAAUCGGACGUGCCCAACUGGUCACCAAACUGUUUCGCCAUAUGUUUACCUCCCAUUAAUAUAACGGGUCAUUUGCAUUUGGGCCACGCUCUGACCUGCGCUAUCCAAGAUUGCAUCGUCAGGUGGAACAGGAUGCGAAAUUUUGAUGUUCGCUGGCUUCCGGGAUUCGACCACGCGGGUAUAGCGACAGAGGUACGAGUGGAGUUGCAUCUCAAACGCAAAUCUGGCGAGAAGGGGCCGAAGCUAGAUCGACUUACUUUGGGGAGAAAGGAGUUUAUCGAUAGGGUUCAUCAGUGGAAGCGGGAAAAAAUUCAAGUGAUCUCCGGUCAGUUGAGGAAGAUGGGUCUUUGCAUGGAAUGGCCCUUGGAUGCUAAUUAUUAUCAAUUUUCCGAUAUCGUAUCAAAAAAACCAAAUAAUCAUAUGUUCGACUACCCCUUCACCUUGGACCAUAACUUCCGAAAGGUAGUUCAAGGUGCCUUUCAAAGUUUAGAUAGUCGAGGAUUGAUAUACAGAUCUCAACGCUUGGUCAAUUGGUGCUGUCACUUGAGAACGGCUAUUUCCGACUUGGAAGUUCAAAAGAUUAGGGUUAACGGUCCUACUAUAAUGAGCUUGCCGGAUUACCAAGCCGAUGCGAAUACGAAAAAAUUUCGGAGAGUAAAAUUCGGCCAAAUCUGGGCUAUACGGUACCCUCUAUAUUCAGCUGAUAAUAGUAGAUUACUAGGUAACAGUCCGAGUUAUUUAACAGUUCACACGACGCGUCCAGAGACUAUAAUGAAUGACGUGGCUUUAGCCGUCAAUCCCAACGAUACAAGAUUUCCUUAUUACAAUGUCCAAGGACUGAAAGUACUCCACCCUUUAUCCGAAUAUUACAAAACGCCAAAAUUUCUACCAGUCAUAUACGAUGCCAGAGUCGAUCCACACAAAGGGUCAGGUAUAUUGAAAGUCUCACCGGCUCACGACGUAUUAGAUUACGAAAUAUACCACACACACUUGAACAAGAUACAUGACACCACUAUAGAUGCUGAUACCACCAUAUCUUCCAUAUUCUGCGACGAUGGCACCAUUAGACCGGGAUUAUAUGGUGAAGGCACUGAUAGAUUCCAUGCCAGACUUGAAAUACUUAGCUACCUUUCUACCCGUACGUUCGAAUCUCAUUCCAAUCAUUUUAUCCCGUUCUUCCAAGAUUAUUACGACUUUCCUACAUACCUCGAGGUAUGCAGUAGGUCUGGGGACGUGAUAGAACCUAUGGCCAAACCCCAAUGGUAUCUCAAAUGUAGUGGUGAUAUGGCGCGAAAUUUGCUGGAGCAGGUAAUGAAAUCCAAGAUAACUAUAGUCCCCUCGAAUAAUAAAUUGUUUGGGAAGGAAAGCAUGAUUGAAUGGUUGUCGAAUUUGAAGGAUUGGUGUCUAUCCAGACAAAUAUGGUGGGGGCACAGAAUUCCAGCAUUUUAUUUCACAGAUCCAGAUGUCAAUGGGAACUUGAAAAGGAUUGUCCAUGAUAAAUCGACUCCAAUUCACCAAUCUAAUGAUAUAACUUAUAUAAUAGCUUCGAAUAAUGACCAGGCUUACGAAAAAGCAUUUAACUUAUUAAAUAAUACAACUCCUUAUAAAAGUCUGGUCGAUUUUAAAGAAUGCGUGAAAAUAUUCCAAGACGAAGACGUUUUUGACACCUGGUUCUCCUCCGCUCUAUACCCUUUAGGCUUAUCCGAUCGGCUCGGCCAUACAAAUAAUCUUAUUCUUCCUGAUAUUAGAGCAAGUAACCAUGGAGUGGGGACUUCUUUAAUAAAAAAUAAUAAUAACGAUUACAGAUAUCAAUGCCCUUUGUCAUUGAUGGAGACUGGUUUCGACAUAAGACAUUUGUGGGUCACCAGAUUACUAUUAUUAGGACUGGAAUUAACCGGGACAUUGCCAUUUAACGAGAUAUUAUAUCAUGGCAUAGUCAACGACACUUACGGUAGGAAGAUGAGUAAAUCAUUGGGCAAUGUCGUCGAUCCGGUAGAUGUCAUAAAUGGGGCCAGUUUGAAAGAUCUUAGGACCAACUUGUUAUCAGAUACCCUUAGUGACCAAGAAAAAGAAAAGGCUUUAAAAGGGCAAAAACAAAUGUUUCCUAACGGUAUUCCUGCCUGCGGUGCCGACGCUUUAAAAUUCGCCUUGUUACACAGCAAUAUUAAAUCCCAAGUCGUUAAGAUCGACGUUAGCAGAAUAGCCGAGUUCCGGAAAUUGGGUAAUAAAAUUUGGCAAGCGGCUAGAUAUUAUUUUCACGCUCUCUCGAAACUCGACGACACUAUAGGUCUUCGUUUAAAUCACGAAGAACCCGUUUCCAUAGGAAACGUUGAAGAUCUCUGGAUCUUGAGUAGAUUAGAUUGGUUAAUAGAGAAAUGUCACGUUUCUCUAAAUGGUUCCAAAAAGGAGGCGGUAAGAAAUGACGAUGUCGAAGAAAGUGAAAAAUACGAUUUUCAUUUGGCUGCCGAGGCCUUGAGACAUUUUUGGCUCGAAGAAUUUUGCGACGUUUACAUAGAAUCAUCUAAAGCCAUAUUGUUCAAUCAGGACCCUGACAAACGCUGUAUAGAUUCUAUGCGAUCAACUCUCUUCACACUUCAUGCAUGUCUUAACCUUGGUCUAAGGUUAACCCACCCUUUUAUGCCCCACAUUACAGAAGCCUUAUGGUUUUACACCAACAAAUCUAAUAUAAAUCCUUUCGUAAAUGACUUGGAUCCACAAUUAAAAACUUUACCACUGGGCUUACUGACAUAUCCCGAGCCUGGCCUUCUCAAUUUACAAUUAUAUGGUGAUACAUCUAUUAAAACCAACCAAGCAGGGGAAGUAAUUAUCAAAAAAUUUUAUGAGCCACCACUCGAAAAUAUUUCUAUUAGGAAUACUCACCUGGAAACACGCGUAGGGUUAAUACUAGAUCUCGCUUCAGCGGUUAGAUCACUCAAACAAAAACUAAAUAUGGCUAAUCGUGAAAAACCUAUCCUAGAGUUAUAUAUUAAACCGAAAUGUCAUCAAAAUAAUGAUGAGAAUGAUAUACAACCUAUUAUCUACGAUUAUAUGGAUCCUAAGAGCGACUUUUUCGAUAAAAGUUACAUUCGCAUGUUUAAGACUCUUUCUAGAUGUUCAGACGCUGAGAUCAAAUAUAUUUAUAAAGAACAUGAAAAUGAUGAUACUAUUCAUUCUUUUAAUACUCAAAUUUAUUAUAAAAUUCGCCAAUCAUAA